GGACAAAAGCAAGAUGCCAAGAUUUGGUUGGACCACUAAAUUCCUGAAAAAGAAAACUUAACAUAACUCAAAUAAUAGCUUUGCUUUGAUCACGAUCCAGAAGACAAAUCCCAAGAGGAACAGCUCAAGGGGUUCAACCCGGAGAAGAGAAAGCUGAGAGAUGAGAUGAUUGAAGACGGAGUGGCCUUCUUUUCUUCAGAUUUGAAUGGAAGAAUCAGAAUUAUCAGAUUCAACUUACAAUAAAUAAGAUUCCAGCCAAUGAUGAACUUCCUCAUGUUUCUUCUGAGGCCAAUGUCCCAUGUCCACCUCUCCCUUACUGGUCUCCUGGCCACUGCCUUCUUUUUGCAAGCAAUAGACAAAGCAGUAUCAAGCUGCCCAAAUGGCUGGAUGUCAUACCAAAGACACUGCUAUGGACUCUUCACAACAAAGCUAUCUUGGAUGGAAGCAGAGAAAGACUGCCAGAGCCAUGGCUCUACUGGCCACCUUGCCUCUAUCAACUCAGAGAUGCAAAAUAAUAUGAUAAAAAUGUAUAUUGACUACAACUUCAAUGGUGAUGGACUUUGGAUUGGACUCUUUGAUCCUGAUCAGAAAGGAGCGUGGCAAUGGUCUGACCACUCAGCGGUCAGUUACCUGUCUUGGAACGGCGGCAAACCCAUCUAUAAUGACCAAAAGGCCUGUGUCCAUCUCUCAAGCAAAUCAGCGUUUACAAGAUGGAACGAUGCUCCCUGUUCCAUGCGGAUGAGCUACGUGUGCAAGGUGGAACUCUACUCACACAGAAGUGUUUGUACCUGCUUUCCUGUGUUGUGCCCUUCCUCCCAUGUGGAGUUUUUAAAUGAAGAGAGACAACCUGGCUGGAAAAAGAUUCAACAACUGAGUACAAACUUUGCUUUGGUUGCAAAUAUUAACUCACUUGGGAUCCAAAAGAUCCAAAAGCAAGUGCUGAAGGGAAAAUAUUUGCCAUCAUUUCAAACAGGACCAACAAGGACAAGUGGACAAGUACAAAUGCAGUCAAUGACGUUCCUCCACCUCUCCCUUUUUGGCCUCCUGGUCUCCAGCUUCUUCUUACAAGGCAUUGAAACAGUAAGCUGCCCUGCAUCUUGGUUGGAAUACAAGGAUAAGUGCCGUGGGAUCUUUACUGAGAAGAAAACCUGGUCAGAAGCAGAGGUUGCAUGCCAACAAUAUGGCCAGAAUAGCCACCUGGCCUCCUUUCUCUCAGCGCAAGAAAAUACCAUGGUGGCUCAGUUCAUUAUUGCCAACUAUCCAGGCAUAGAAAGUGUCUGGAUUGGAUUUCAUGACCCCAAAAAGAAUGGAAGAUGGAAAUGGACAGAUUUAGCAACCACCAACUUCAGGCCUUGGAAAAUUGGGGAGCGAAUAGAGGCAUCCAGUGAGAAAGCUUGUGUCUAUAUGGUAGGCUCAGAAGGUUUCAAGGGAUGGAUGAACGAUGAUUGCAAAGUCAAGAGGCCCUAUGUCUGCAAGAUGAGGUAGAAAGAGCGGACAGCCAGCUUUGCAAUCAGAGUCUUGCAUGCAUCCGUUUCCCCUUGUCUAUAUCUUCUAUAUCCAUAAAUAAAAGUGAAAACCCGUA
Messenger RNA from Anolis carolinensis (green anole), 1582 nucleotides. Its product is annotated as lymphocyte antigen 75-like. The transcript has 12 exons. Bases 259 to 1485 code for a protein of 408 amino acids. Gene Ontology annotation, molecular function: signaling receptor activity. Lineage: Eukaryota; Metazoa; Chordata; Lepidosauria; Squamata; Anolidae. The record is from RefSeq and is a predicted model, not a curated record.